Messenger RNA from Ahaetulla prasina, 1506 nucleotides. RefSeq names its product ring finger protein 212B (gene RNF212B). Gene Ontology annotation, biological process: homologous chromosome pairing at meiosis; protein sumoylation; reciprocal meiotic recombination. The transcript has 15 exons. Bases 1 to 939 code for a protein of 312 amino acids. Gene Ontology annotation, cellular component: synaptonemal complex. The record is from RefSeq and is a predicted model, not a curated record. Gene Ontology annotation, molecular function: SUMO transferase activity. Lineage: Eukaryota; Metazoa; Chordata; Lepidosauria; Squamata; Colubridae.
AUGGAUUGGUUUCAUUGCAAUCAGUGCUUCAUCCAAGAGAAAUCUGACUUUUCAGUUACUAGCUGUGGACACAUAUUUUGCCAAAAAUGUGCUGGUACAGAUAAAUGCCCUUCUUGUGGAACAAGCUGCAAAUAUUUGUCUCUAAAAGAUAAUAUGAAACAAGAAGAAAAGAAGUUUUUCAAAAACCCUGUUGAAACAGCGCUCAACUAUAUUGCUCAUAUCUCUCAGGUAUGGACAUUCCAGAAGAGCCAGAUGGACCUGCUGGUCUCUUUCUACAAAAAUAAUGCUACAAAAGCCGAAGGAGCCCUCCAGCAAGCUCUCCACAAACUAACUAUCCAGGAAAAAGAACUAGAGGCUGUACAGAAGGAAAAUAGGGAACUGAAGAAGAAGUACUUUAACCUGAAGGCUUUUCCCAGGCAGCACCAGGGUAGCAGAAAUGGCACCCCAAGGCCGAUUGCCAUCACUCCUCCGUCACAGACAGUUACACCACAACCAAUUUUCCAGCGCUCCAGUGAGGUGGUCAGCCGCUCAUCUUCUAUGGAUUCCAUUUCUUCCAGAGUCAGCCAUCCACCAAGCUGGCAGCAUACCACGAGAACCACGAGAACGACCCCGGCGGUCUCUGCGAAUGCCACUCCGUCUUCAGCCUCCAUGCAGAGCUUAUUCUACAGGGCCUCUCCUUCCACUUCCCACACCCCCAGUUUCAAUGUCUUCAGUCUUCAAACUCCGAUGGCGAGACUAAGUCAGAGUGCUAAUAACCCUGGGCAGCCACGAGAAACUCCAUACUUCAACCUCAGCAUCUUUCCCGGUGAGGAAAGUUGUGCUUCUGUUCCUGACCACAGUGCUGAAAGACAGCACCCCCUACAGCUGAGAUUCACACCUCACUCUACACCAUCCUUUCCCCACAGGUUUCCAUCCGUCAGCCAAAUCCAUCAGCAAUAAUGGGGAUGACCAAAGCAGCUGUGUUCUUAAACAUCAUCCUAAUGUUAGAUUCAAGAUAGACUCUUCUGUGCAGAUUUCCUGCAGUAUAACUCUUCUGAAUAUUUGAACCUGAUUAAAAAGCAAUCCAUUAGUAAUUGAGUGAUGCCAUUAGGAGACCCUGUUUUGAUUAAAAUUCUUUUAAAAAAUUUUUUGGUGACUUGAAAUAAGACAUUCACAGUUGCUUGAAGCCGACUGGUGUAUGAAUCGUAGUAAAUAAAUAAAAAUUAUUAUACAAGGCAAAGUAUAUUUAGGGCACUUAGCAUAUGUGACAUGAUUUUAAAACAAAUCCCUAUAAAGUCUUUAGAGGAAAAUGGCUAAACGUAGCAAGUGAGCUCUGCAGUAGCAUUAUCAUACAUGGUGUUUUAAGUGUCAAUUAUAGCCCAUUAAGUAACCUGUGGGUCCAGCUCCAAUCUUACUUUGUGACUAUGAUGCUAAGAAAAUGUAUUACAUUGUAUGUUCUCUGAGCUAAAAUGCUUUGUGUACUUCCAAAAUGAAAUAAAUAUUCAAACAAUUUGACCCAGGUUGCUC